Messenger RNA from Odocoileus virginianus texanus, 2013 nucleotides. NCBI's taxonomy places the organism in Eukaryota, Metazoa, Chordata, Mammalia, Artiodactyla, Cervidae. The record is from RefSeq and is a predicted model, not a curated record.
CCAGUGAUUGACUGCAUGCUCCCUUCUCUCCCUCUUAGGAAAGUCCAGGAGGAAAAAGGAUUUACGAAUCUGCACGUCCAAGCCGCCGGCGCCCAGCCCCACGCUCCCCCGGAACCUGGACUCCCGGGCUUUCAUCACCAUUGGAGACAGGCAUCUCCACUGGUGCCUGACUUGGCUUCCCCGAACCCUCUCUCCUUUCUGUCCCCUAAGAACUUUGAGGUGGAGGCGGAUGACCUGGUGACCAUUUCAGAGCUGGGCCGAGGUGCCUAUGGGGUGGUCGAGAAGGUGCGGCAUGCCCAGAGUGGCACCAUCAUGGCUGUGAAGCGCAUCCGGGCCACCGUGAACUCUCAGGAGCAGAAGCGCCUGCUCAUGGACCUGGAUGUCAACAUGCGCACGGUGGACUGCUUCUACACUGUCACCUUCUACGGGGCCCUCUUUAGAGAGGGAGAUGUGUGGAUCUGCAUGGAGCUCAUGGACACGUCCCUGGACAAGUUCUAUCGGAAGGUGCUAGACAAGGGCAUGACGAUCCCAGAAGACAUUCUCGGGGAGAUCGCUGUGUCUAUCGUGAGGGCCCUGGAACACCUGCACAGCAAGCUGUCCGUGAUCCACAGAGAUGUGAAGCCGUCCAACGUCCUUAUCAACAAGGAGGGCCACGUGAAGAUGUGUGACUUUGGGAUCAGUGGUUACUUGGUGGAUUCCGUGGCCAAGACAAUGGACGCUGGCUGUAAACCCUACAUGGCCCCCGAGAGAAUCAACCCAGAACUGAACCAGAAAGGCUACAAUGUCAAGUCAGAUGUCUGGAGCCUCGGCAUCACCAUGAUUGAGAUGGCCAUUCUGCGAUUUCCUUACGAGUCCUGGGGCACCCCCUUCCAGCAGCUGAAGCAGGUGGUAGAGGAGCCAUCCCCCCAGCUCCCAGCUGACCGUUUCUCCCCUGAGUUUGUGGACUUCACCGCACAGUGCCUGAGAAAGAACCCCGCGGAACGCAUGAGCUACCUGGAGCUGAUGGAGCACCCUUUCUUCACCUCGCACAAAACCAAGAAGACUGACAUCGCUGCCUUUGUGAAGGAGAUCCUGGGAGAGGACUCGUAGGGGCAGGGCUUGGACCUGCUCCAACCCUCUGUUGGGGCAGUGCUUGCCCACACCCAUAAGCUACUGCCGCCCUGGCCUUGGGCACCCAAGAGGAAUCCAGGGGGCUGCUCCUGCCUGACAGGCAAGGUCCCAAGUGCCAAAGAACCAGACCAUCGGGGACCCCCAGUGCCUCUGCCCCUGCUGCUCCAAGGACCCCAAGACUCUGGACUUGGAGGGGCCUGAUGCCCCUCACAGAGAAGGCAACGCUGCCUUGUGCAGGCCACUGCCUUGGCCCAGCCCUGGACGCCACCCAAGUUGUAUAUUUUUUUCUCUCUCGACUGAAUGGACUUUGCACACUUGGCCUAGGCUGGCCACACCUCUGUCCUGGCAUUGGUGGGGGACCCAGCAUGGGGAUGAGCCACGUGAAUUCCCUGGAGCCCCCACAAGGCAGGUGCCAGAGCCGCCGAGGCCUUCACCCCAGCACUGGCAGACGGGGCUCUAAGGGCACUGGGGUCACCUCACCCUUGCCUGCCGCCUCUAGGGGUGUUGUUUCACCUUUAUUUUUUUAAUUUAUCUUCCUGAUUUUUUCUUUUGCUUUGUGGGUUUGGCUGGUUUUUCUUGCAUGGUUUGGAGCCGAUCAUUUUUUUUGUCACCUGCUAGGGGACCAGCGGCUAAGACCUGCCCUCUCUGCUCAGGCUGGGGUCUUGGGAGAUGGGCCUAAGGUCUCUGCUCAGAGAGGUGCUAGGUUGAGCCACCCAGCUCAUUCUCCUUGGGGACCGGCUCGACAGGGGCUGUGGAUUUGCUUUUGGUAUUGUUUAAAAAAAUAUAUAUAUAUAUUUUUUUUUUGGAAGAAAGGACUGCCUGUCUAGGGUCCUGUCCCUGAUGGGUUGGGGCAGUUGGCUGAUUGCUGUUUUAAUUAAAAAAAAAAAAAAAAGUGGGGCAAAA